Molecule: messenger RNA, 1396 nt
Organism: Pelecanus crispus (Dalmatian pelican)
Lineage: Eukaryota; Metazoa; Chordata; Aves; Pelecaniformes; Pelecanidae
Source: RefSeq, a predicted model, not a curated record
GAGGCAGAAGAGCUCAUGAAGGUGAAGUUGAGUGGGAAGAUAGGUCAUUCUGCAGACAUCAUUUUAAUAGACCAUAGCCUUGUUGUUACAGCACUAGGUGAGACGGUCAUCAGGUUCUGGGAUUUGGACCGAGACGAGAACUAUAUGCUCUCCCCAGAUACGCAAUUUGGCUUUGAGGGAGGAGAAUGUAUUAACUGUGUUUCUUACUGCAGUGCUAAAGGUCUCUUAGCAGCUGGUACUAACAAAGGGAGAAUAGCUAUGUGGAGGAAAGCAGCAGGAUCCAAUCAGAGCAUACGGGCUUUGGAAGGCAAGGAGAAGUGGAAGCUCCAGGCACCUACGGAACUUGAAGGAAAUGUCACUCAGAUAAAGUGGGGGUCCCGAAAAAACCUGCUGGCAGUGAACAACAUCAGCUCUGUGGUGAUCCUCAGUGAGCAGGCCAUGUCGUCUCAUUUUCAUCAGGAAGUAGCUGUUGUACAGGUGUCUCCAAACCUGUUUAAUGUGACCUUCUUCAGCACAGGAACUACACACAGUCUUCGUGUUGAUAUGAAUAUUAAUGGAGUCUUCGCUACUAAGGAUGCUAUAGUAUUCUGGAAUGGGAAGCAAGUUACUGUCUUUGAGCGCUCAGGAGUUACCUUCAGAAGUGCAGGUUCUUUUCUUUGUGACUCUCCAGUUCUGUCUGUGCAUGGAGAAAAUCUGCACACAGUUGAGACGUAUCAGGUCCAGAUCCGCACUUGGCAGGGCACAGUUAAACAGCUCCUGGUGUUCUCUGAAGCAGAGGGGAAGCCAUGCCUCUUGGAUGUGUGCGGAAAUUUCCUGGCUGUGGGAACUGAUUUGGCUCACUUUAAAAUCUUUGAUCUCUCUCGCAGAGAGGCGAAAGUGCACUGCAAUAGCAAGAAUUUCUCUGAGCUGUUUCCUGGCCUUGGAGGCAUUGCAUCUGUCAAGUGCAAUGCUAAUGGCAAUAAAGUCAGCAUCCUUGUUAGCAAGGCAGAUGGGAAGAUUGAUUCCAAGAUCUGUUUCUAUGAUGUUGAAAUGGACAAAGUUACACUCUUUGAUUUCAAGGCUGAACAGGGAAAUGGUAGAGAGAAGCUUUCUUCUGGACACAGCAUUGACAGGUCUGUUGUGGAGUAUCCAGAAUUGCACAGUCACAUCCCUGCUUGCCAUUUCUGGGACCAGAAUGAACCAAGACUUUUUGUAUGUGAAGCAAUUCUUGAAACAGGCCUACAAUCUCCAGACCAAAAGAAAAAACAGACCGAGAACACAGUAUGAUGGAUGUUUGGGUUAUAUCAUUCUUCAGUACUGAAGAGCAUGGCCUUUUGCUUCAGGACAGCUUUCCAUUGCCUUCAUCCUACCAGGUUCUUCUGGGCAUAGAGGUGCCAUAUUAUUACUUUGCAAAAAA